AUGGUUUUCUACCUCAUAGUACAAUUAUUAUUAAUUAACUAUGCCCUCGCUGCUACUUGUACUGCAUCAGAGGAAAAUACUUGUAUUUGUACUUGUAUUGUUGAAACUGUUGAUUCCACAGCUGAUGAAAACGCCUUUUCUUGUUCAUUUACAAACAGCAAAUGUGAAUCUUUUGAAGCAGUUCUUCAAGUACAAAAAUCUGCAACAAUUACAGACUUAAGUGUAAAAGCUACUUACCAAACUAACAGUGGUGAUGAAUCAGACACAGAACCUCAAACUGUGCAAUCAACUUUAACCAAAAUCACUAUUGAGCAAAAAGAAUCUACUGAAAAAGGAACUAUGGAAAGUCCAGCAUUCACUCUUAAUGUAAAUAAGGAAGACUCAGCUCAACUUUAUAUUUCAUCAGGAUUUGGUUAUGUAAAAGUAGUAUCAAACGCAGAGAGUAAAUUAACAAUUGAGGAUAUUGCAGACAAUAUUUUACUUGUCACUGGUAAUGAAAUUAUUGUAAAUAAAUUAUCUGGAGAAUCUCGCACUGUUGCUCUUUCUGAAAAUACAAUUAGUUUUGGUUCAAACUCUCUUAACGAAAGGGAGAUCAGUUUAAAAGACGCAUACAGUGUGUAUAAACAUAGAUAUGUUCAAGAACUUGAUGCAGGACUUUGUACAUUUUCUUCAGACAGUUUUACUCAAAAUGAGUGUUCUUACUUAAGUUCUUAUAACCAAAUGAAACUUGAUGUUAUUGGUCAAACUUAUCCAACGGCCCUUGAUGAACAUAUAAAUAAUAAAGAAUGGAACGAAAUUAAUUUUAAAACAACAGGUGAAUUAACAAUUCCAGGGAGUGUAACAAUCACUGCAAAUAAGCUUCAUAUAGACAACAAAUUCACUAUCAACUGUCUUGUGACUGUUACUACUUUAGAAAUAACUGCAGACCCCAAAAAUAUAAUUAGUAAAGAUAUAACAGUUUCUGAAAUAUCACCAGAGAAUAAAGAUUCAGUAUAUUUUGUCUUAACAGAAUCUGCAAAAAUUACAAAAAAAGAAACACAAACUCAAAGUGAUUCAUUUGUUGCUUACAAACUAAGCAGUUCUAAAUCCAGGGUUGUUUCUCCAAAUAAUGAAGAUGGAAAGAACUGUGUUUAUGAAGAAACAGGAGGAUAUACUUCAAGUGAUUGUGAUAGUUUAGAAGUAGGUAAUGAAAUAAUAUUUAAAAUUAAAUCUGUUUCUGCUGUGUCCUUAGAAUAUAAAGAUGGAUUUAAAACAAAAGAAUUUAAAGGAAUUGAUUUGACAUUAGCAACAAAGAUAAGUACAAUUAAAGGAUUUAAAUUGGCAUCUUUUGAAUUAACUAAAACAGGAUUUAAAUUUGUUGCAUGUGAAAUUGGACAAUUAAGUUAUAAAUCAAAUAUUCCUAUUGAUUAUCUUUUAUUUACUGGAGACUCUAAAGUAACAGACAUUGUUAAUGGACAAUCAAGUUAUCUCUUUACAGCAGAUAGUCAAAAUGUAUUAGGAGAGUCAGAAAAAGCACAAGUAGUUAAAGUUAAAGACGGUUAUUAUCGUUAUAGUUUUUCAAACAGUGGUGCUGUUUGUACCUUAACUUGUUUAGAAACAGAAAAAAAAUGUAAAUUCGUAGAAGGAGAUUGUAGAAACAAAGAAUUAGUAGAUACUUCUUUAAUGACAUUAAAAUUUAGUGAACAAUCAUUUACUCUUUAUCCAAUUGAAUCUCCAAAUAAUAAUGAAUACAAAUUUAAAGAAUGUACUGGUAUUACUACCAACAUUGAAAAAUCAGAUUUAACAACUCAAGUUAUUACUUGUAGUGCUUUUACAGUUGAUCAUAUUACAAUUAAAACAGAUAAAUUAGUAAUUAAUUCAUUUGAAACAACUGGUAAUACUUUGAGUAUCUUAACUAAUCUUCCAGCCACAGUUACAUUUAAAUCAUCAUUAGAUUAUUUCAUUUUAAAUAGUGCACAAUCAGAAGAAAAAAGAUGUACUCAAAUUGCCAAUGAGUAUAUGAGAUGUGGUUCUCAAGAAGGUGAAAAGCCAACUAAUGAUUGUUUAGUCAAGUCAAUAACAGAAAAUAGUUAUGAACAAGAAGACUGUAGUAGUGAAUAUAUUGAUCUCUCAAAAAUGAUCCUUGUUUUCAGUAGUGAUCCAGGAAUAAAAAGUGAUACAUUAAGUGAAGAAAAAACAUUUAAAGGAUUAAGGGUUGAUUGUAAAGAUUGUACUUCUUUCAGUUUAAACGCACCAAAAUAUACUUUCAUAGAGACUUUUGAUAUUUCAAAAUUAACUGGUUUCUUCUUUACUAUUAAUGCUAAAGUGUCUUCAGGAGUUUCAGUAGAAUUACCAUCUAAUGUCAAUGGAUAUUUAAUUCUUGAUGGUGCAACAAAGAGUUCUAUUCAAGGUAGUAGUUUGACUGGUUCAUUAUAUACUAAUAUUAAUAAAUUAAAGUGUUUCAAUGGUCAACCAGAAGCAAUCAAUGUAGAAGGUUCUUAUUAUUGGUAUGAUAAUACACACAUCUGUACAUAUGAAACAACAUCAUUUAAUUCUGAAAUUUGUAAACUUUUCUCAACAUACGAGAAAGUUGAUGUAGUAAUUAACACACCCUCAACCAUUACAACUUCUCUCUCAGUCAAAACACUUUCCUUUAGUGAUGGAGCCUCAACCAAACAACCAAAUAUCAAAUGUCAAUCAGUUACUGUCUCAAAGGAUACAGAAUUAUCUGAAGUUUUUGGAACAUUAACAAUGAAUGGUAAUGAAAAUGGAAUAACAGUAACUAUUACAGAGAGUGUUGGAAAAGCUUCUUUCAAUGGAGAGAAUAUUAAAUUAGUUGCAAAGACAAUUAAGUCAUAUGAAUUAACUGAAAAUGCAAAAGGAAUUAGAAUGAUGGGUGCAUUAGAAGAAGGUGCUACUGUUCAAGAUGGAAUAUUUUAUGGAUCACUUAGUACUUAUCCAAAUUCAUUAAACAAAGUACAGAUGGGAGACAAUUUCUAUCGUUUCUCUAAAGAAAGUAUUGAUGCAAAAUGUACAUAUAAAAAUUCUGUAUUUGAAGAGUAUGAUUGUCAAAAAUUCUUUAAUGAAUUUAAUACUGAAGAAUAUGUUACUAUUGAUUUUCAAGGAACUAGUGGAUCCACACAAAAAACAUAUAAUAAAUGUAUUAUUUCAACGACUCAAGCAUUAACAUCUUUGAAUUGCAAACAAACUGAAAUUAUUGUUGAUACAUUUACAAUCACAGAAUCUAAAUUAGGAGAACUUACAAUGAAAAGUCAAAACUCAUUUAAUAAAAAGAUUAGUACCUCUACAAUUACAAAAAUUUCUCUCAGUGAUUCUCAAACAUCAAAUAUUCCAAUAUUCUAUGGUUCUGGAAACACUGUCAGUGAAUCAACUUUGUAUUAUUUUGAAACUGGUAAUAAUGCUGGCAGAUAUUAUUUCAAAGAAGAAGGUGCUAUAACUGUAUGUGAAUAUUCUAAUAAUGGUUUCAAUAUGGGAGACUGUGAUUCAGUUCAAUCACUUGAUCUUAAUAUUAAAGGUAAUGGAUUUUCUGUAGCUAAUAUCAAAUAUAAUACAGUAAAUGUUGAAAAAGAUGUCACUAGUAUCAAAACAAUCAAUGCAAAGAAAUUGGUCCUUAGUUGUUCUUCUAUUAUAAUUGAUUCAAUAACUGUUGAUGAAUUAACUCUUCCAGACGAUUAUUCUGAUUAUUACUUCAAAGCUGGUAAGAUUUCUACUAUUAAUGGAGGACUUUCUCCGUUGUUUAUAGGAGGUACAAACGAUAUGUAUUCAUCAGAACCAUCUCAAAUAAGUGAUAAUCGUUACAGAUAUUUCAAAAGUGAAGUUGGUCAUAAGAAAUGUACUUGUAGUGAUAACAAUAAAUUUACUGAAUGGGAUUGUCAACCAACUAGCACUUAUUAUACGCCAGAAGCAAUGACACUUGUGUGUGAGAAAACAUUUGUUUUCAAUGAUGAUUCAAAGAAAUUUGCUAGUUUUGUUUUAGAAACUGAAGGAAUAGAACUAACUAACCUCAAAGUAAAAGAAGUCACUGUUAAUGCAGGCAACUAUAAACUUGUCAAUGUUGAUAUUGAAAAACUUACAAUUAGCAAAGAGUUUAAUGGAGGUAUCAUUUCUGGAACAAUUACAAAUAUUCAAACCAGUUCUGGAUAUUCAUCUAAUGUAAUAAUGUAUUAUACUUCUGAUACCACACCAUCAUUUGAAGGUUAUUAUUCCCAUAAGAUUGGAGAUACAGUGUAUCGUAUAAGUAAAGAAGAAAAGUUCUAUUGUACUUUGAAAUCAGGUGUUGAUAGUAUUAUCUUUGAAGAAAAAGAUUGUAAUGAAGAAUAUACUGGUACUAACAAAAAUAAAAUUCUUAAAUUAAGUUAUAAUCCAUCAUCUCUAACAUUCAAUUCUCCAUACAACGAAUUCGAUAGUCUUGAAAGUUCAGUCAAUGAACUUGUUUUGAAUGGAUUAACAUUACAUACAUUCAGUCCAUCUGACGGUAUUACUUCAUUUAGUUUAUCAAUAGCAGCUAUCAAUAACUUCAAUGUAGGAAAAUUAACAAAUUACAUGGUCACAGUUACUGACAAAAUAAGUAACAUGAUAAUAUCUACUAAUCCUAAAGAUGCUCGUAUAAAAGGAACUGUUGAUGCUGUUGAAACUUCAUUAGUUGAUGGUAGUAUUCUCUUUGUAUUAGAAGGAACUCCUGCUACUGAUUCCAGUAAAUCAAAUUAUAAUAGUGUUAAAAUCAGUGACAAGUUAUACAGAAUUACUAAAGGAACAAAUACAAAAUGUACUUAUGUAGGUACUGAUACUACAUCUCCUUUUGCUGAAUUUGAUUGUAACCUUUAUGCUACUAACAUGGAAUCUCCUCUCUUGGUAUUUGUAUAUUCUGGGUCUGAAACUAUUAAAUUGACAAGUAAUAAAUUUAAUACAUUUGAAUCAGCUACUCUUGGAAGUUCUACUAAAAUUGAAAAUCUUAAGACAACAAACAAGGCUUCAUUUUCAAACAGUCUCUCAACUCUUAGUCUUGAUAACUGUCAAUUUGGUACUCUUGAUAAGGUUGAUGUUACAAAGUUCACUUUCACUAGUUGUACUAUUGGCACUUUAAUUUUCUCAACAGCUAUUGCACAUGAAGGAUCUAUGUUAACUGGUACAACAAUUACAACAAUUAACAAUGCAAAAACAAAUUCCAUUUUAUGUGUUGGUGAUUCUUUAUCAGUAAUUACAAACGGGUUUUAUUCAUACGGCAUCAGUGAAAACAAGAAAAGAUUUUCUUCAAUGGAGAAUGAUAAGUAUUGCACAUUAACAAAAGAUGGAUCUUAUGAAGAAUGGGACUGUAAUGAAAAUUAUGCAGAAAAUAACUAUUUAUACUUGAAAAUAACUUCAUCUGCUGAUUUACCAAAAUUCCCAGCUAUCUUUAAAGGAGUUGAAUUUUCUACCAAUGAAGUAGUGAAAAUUACAAACGCUAAUCCAGUCACAUUUAGUGAAUAUACCAUUGAUUCAUCAAAACCAAUUAUUACAUUCUCUGGAACAGUUACACUUUCUUCACUUAUUGUGGAUACUGAUACUCCAAAGUUUUCAUAUUUCAACUCUUUAACUAUAACUGAUGUUAAACUUAACAAAUCACCAAACUAUAUUCUUACAAGUGGCAAUAGUCCAAAUAUUCCUAAUAGUAUUUAUAGUUUCUCUACUUCUGAUUCAACAAAUCGUAUCUCAUCUAAAUCUAAUUUAGAAUGCACAUAUGUUUCUGAUUGUUCAUUUACAGAAUCAGAUUGUAAUGGCUAUGGUGAAUACUCAUUCUUAACUUCAAAAGCAGACAUUGUUUUCAACAAUGAAAAUGAAAUUUCUUACACAUGUUCUUCAAAGCAAUGGAAAUCUGUUUCUUAUAAUUCUGGAUCUUCUCUUUCACUAAAAGGACAACCAUUCUCUGUUGAUAGUAUUACCCUUUAUUCACAAAUAUCUGUUACACAAAAAAUCACUGUUGUUACUUCAUGUAAUUUUGUUAAUGGAGAAACUAAUAAACGUAAUCUAAAUUUAGUACUUAAAGAAGGUGCAACAUUUAGUGUUCUUGAUUCUGAUACUGGUAAGGAUGUUGUUGUUGCUGAAACAAAUGAAAACGUUCCAAGUAAAAACUAUUUAUUUGAUGGAACUCUUGAUGGAUUCAAUCCAGAAAAUAUGUACUUAUUAGGAUGUGGACAAACGACUUAUUACUAUAAAAAAUCAAAAUCUGAUUACAAGAGUAGUUGGAUUGGUGCUAAUGUAGAUGAUUGUUAUCAAAGAACUGAUAAAGUCACAUCUUAUUCUUUGGCAUUUUCAUCUGAUUUUAAUGGUGAAGUUGUUGUAGAUGUGGACAGUAUUUCAUUUGUAAGUAUCAAAUUUGGUAACUUGGAUAAAGUCUCAUUUGUUAAAAAGGCAAGCAGAGAAGAAAAUGUUGAAUUAACUAUAGACACUCUUAUUCCAUGUGAUUAUCUUUCAUUCGGUCCUGGAAUUUCAGUAAAAACUACUAAUGUUGGUUCUAAUGCUGCUGGUUUCAUUUUUGCUGAAAGUAUUACUGUAGAAGGAACUGCAGAGUCUAUUAUUAUUUCAAAGAACAAUGACCCAAUUAGUGGACUCACAAAAACUAGUAUUACUGAUUUUGAAGGUUAUUCAAGAAAUCAUCCUCAAAGUGAUCGUGGAUUGAAUUGUAAUCCUGGAGAUACUGCUGAUUGUGUUGUUAGUAAAUUCUCUUCACAUUAUACAUACCAAGCAGAUAAACAGAAUGAGAUUAUACUUGCUAGUUCAUUUAAAGAAAUUGUCUCAAACUUAGAAGGAACCGAUGAACUAACUAUAUCAAAGAAAGAAGGUAUUGCUGAUGAAGUGGUACUUAGUACUUUUACUGCUAAAUGCAAAACACAAAUUCAGAAUGUUCAAAUUGAUACCUUUGUUCCAUCUGGUAAAUACGUUACUCUUACUCUUAUUCCAAAACAUAUUCAAGACACUGACAGUUUCAAUUACUAUUAUUCUUCUUCUAUUGUUGGUGUUGUUGGGUCUGAAAAACAAGUUAGAUGUGGUGACUAUUACAGAACAACUAAAGAUGAUGUGCAAUGUAAAUGUUAUUCAAAUAGCUUACUUCCAGAUUGUGAACAAGUGUCUAAAGAAUUUGAUUAUGUCCUUAAAACAGAUUCACAAAGUAGUGCUAUCACAUAUAAAAUUGAUAAAUUAUGGAAAUCAGUCUCAUUUGAUAAAGCUUUUGAAGGAGAUAUUAUUAACUUAGAAUCUUCUAACAAUAUUAUUAGUGUUCCAUCUGUUUCAGUUAAAAUAACUGGUACUUCUUCUAAGGUUUCAUUAGAUUAUAGCACUCUUAAUGAUGUUCCAUUUAUUGAUGUUGUUGAUGUAAUUGUUACUAAAGUUACUGGAACAAAUAACGUUGGUUCUCAAGUUCUUUUUGGAAGUAAUAUUAGUCCUGAAAGUUCUGUUUCUUUUGCAACAUGUUUCUCAAAUUAUUACAGAGCAUUUGCUGAUUCUGCUUCUACAAACUGUCGUUGUGUUCUUGGAACAGCAGACACUUAUGAUAAAAAUGAUUGUGCAUUAAGAAGUUCAUCAUUAGAUCUUGAUGUCAAGAUUGCUGCUCAUACUGUCAGUUAUCCAUGGAAUUCAAUUAACAUAGUUACAACUUCUACUCUUACUCUUGAUAAAGACAAAAUUGUUAAAACAAUUAAUCAAAACACUGGAUCUGAACUUAUUCUUCAUGGAGAAAUAUCAACAGAAAUUGCUCUUAAACCAAGUGGUCUUGAUUAUUUGUAUGUUGAUGUAAAUGUUAUUGGUGAUGAAGGUAAAAUAAAUGUUCAAGGAUCAUGUACUUAUUGCUUAAAUGCUAAAUCUAAAUCAUAUUUGACACUCAGUACUGGACUCUCUGUUACUCAAUGUAGUGAAACAAAUUAUCGUGUUGGAACUGAUAUAGGAUGUUAUUGUAAAUUAAAGUCAUCUAAUUCUAAUGAAAUUAAAUCUGAUAGUAUUGACUAUGUUGAUUGUAGAAAGAAGUUCCCUGAUCUUUCUGAUUAUAGUUUUGAUCUUGAAGACAAGAGUGUAUUAAUCAACGAAGAUAUAUCAUUGAAAGAAUUCACUAACAUUGUAAGGGGUGAUAUUUCAAUUGGUGGUACUGGUUCAUUAAAAUUAAGUUCUCUUUCUCUUAACCAACAACCACUUACAUUUAGUGGAAGUACUGUAACAAUUGCGUCAGCUACAAUAUUAACUAACGGUAAACUCUUGGAUAAAACUACAACCAAAAUGGAAAUUAGUUCUUUGAAACUUGGAUCAUCUUCAGGACCUUUUAUCUUGUCAUAUGGUGGUAAAGAUAAAUCAUUUACAGUUACUAGUCAAAUUGAAACAACUGCAGUGACUGGUUUUGUUACUGUUGCAUAUGCAAAUCAUUUAGCAGUUUCAUUUAUAGAACAAAAUUAUUUAAACACUGUUACAUCAAACGGAAAGACUACUGUCUAUCUUGGAGUAGAUCAAGUCCCAAGCAGUACUGUUACUUGUUCUCUUGAUACUUAUAAUGAAGUUUAUGACUCUCAAUUCAGUACUAUUAAUUGUCCAUGUGAUGGAGAUAAUUGUAUAAUCGAUGUUAAAGAUACUGUUAAAAAGGUUUAUCUUGGAAAUCUUAAAUCUAAAUCUGAAUGGUUAAUUCAUAGAGACACAAUGUUAUCCACUUCUAGUGGCUCUAUUCAACAUAUGACUAUUGUUCCUACAACAAAAACAAGUAUAAGCACUGAUUCUUCUUUAACUAUUCAAACAUUGAGUUCUGAUAAUUCUUUAUUAUUGACAGGUGAUUUUAUUAUUGGAGAGAUUAACGCAAAUUUAGUUGAUGUUGCAAGUGGUUCCACUGUAGUUAUUGAUAAGGCAAAGUUCAAGUCACUUGUUUCUAAGUCAGGUAGCACAGUAAAAUUAAAAGUACAAUCUGAUGAAGUUAAUAAUUUUGAACUUGAUUGUGUAAAUUGUGAAAUUGAAACGCUAUCAUCGACUGAUGCCAAAGAACAAGUAAUUACAAAACUUACUAUCGGAAAUUCUAGAUCUUAUAAAUUCUUAGAAAAUGCUGUAUUUACUAUUAAUGAAAUUAGUGUUGAUCAAAUUGGUUCACUUGAGUUAUUGCAUAUUGAUAAACAAGCCACUCUUAAAUUUGAAUACACUGGUGAACAUCAAACAUUCAAUUAUCCUAUUCUUAUUGCAGAAUUAUCUAGUGAAGAAAAACUCAUUGUUCCAGAAAGUGAUGAUAAUAUGUUUUCUAAAUUAUGUAGUCCUUCCAAAUUAUUUAUUAAAUCUAAGUCAUCAACUGAGCCAUUGUCUGAGAUAUGUCAUUUUAGUGGACAACCACAGACAUUUACUGAAGACAAUGCAGACAAUUGUAAAUAUACUCCUGUCUGUAUUUUAGAGAUAAAAGAAGAUAUAACAGAUGAUUUGAAAGCAAAUUAUGAUCGUGUUAUCUGUAAAAGUGAUGUCAAAUUUAGUACUAACAAAGAUGUCACUGUUGAGUGUGAUACACUUCAUUUAGUAACAAUUACUAACUCUGGUACUGAGGCAAUUAAAGUAAAUUCAAUCAAAUGUAAUUUGAAAUUAGUUGGUGGACCAUUCAUUAUAAAUUCAUUAUCUGACUCUGAUAAUGUUAAUAUCAUUGUUGAAGGUGAUUCAACACCUGUUACUAUUAAUUCUGGAAAAUGUGGUUCAAUUUCUACAUCUUCUUCACUAACUAUUACAGGAGAUCUUAUUAUUUCUAGUAUUACUGCUUCUUCUCUCUCAUUGUCAUCUGGGUCUAUCAUUUGUUCUGGUGCUAUUAGUGUUACUGGUCAAAUAGACAUUUCUUCCUUAUUCAUUGGUCCAUUAAAAGCUGAUUCAUUAAAUGCUGGAAGUAUUUCUGGUAACACUCAAUUCUUAAAUCAUGCAAUUAAAUCUCUUGGAAAUAAUUUAAGAUACAAUGACUAUUAUAUUAUACAAAAAGAUGAAGAAGAAAGCACUAAAACGUGUCAUACUGUUAAUGACGUUCUUGAUAUUUCUGAAAUUAGAUAUCUUAAUAAUGACGAACAUAAAUGUACUAGUGAUAAUUCUAUUCCUGUUAAUAUUUUAUCAAAUGAAAUUGUUGUAUCAAGCAAAUUUAGUAGUGAUAGAAUUUUCAAGAGUGAUCUUUCCAAUGUUAUGUUCACUGGUUCUGGACCUUUAACACUUAAUAACUUUAAAGUCAAAAAUGGACGGUUCUUUGUUGAUUCAGAUAUUACAGCAAGUGGUAGUUGUACUGGUUCUGUGUACACAUCAGGUAAAUUUAAUGGAUUUGAUAAAUUAACAAUAGACACUACAGAAGACGUUACAAUUAAUUAUGCCAAUGAAAUUGAAAUUCAGAACGUUGGUACACUUAAUAUCAAUGGAAAGAAUGAAAAGGUUACAAAAAUUAUUAUUCAUCCAGAUAAGUUCUCUGAUUCUCAUCUUCCAGUUAUUAAUGUUAUUGCUCAAAACCAAAAUGGAUUUUCUGUUUCAUACACCGAAGGUAUUAGUAGUAGUGGAUUUAUUGCUAUUAAGUCUUCUAGUCCAUUAACACUUUCUUCAGUUCUUAACACUGAUAAACUUCUUUGUAAUGAUAGAAUACUUUACCACAAAGCAACCAAUUCAGAAGUUAUCCCACAUAUUAGUUGUGAUGAUGAGUUAGUUAAAUAUGACUCUGAUCUUAAUGCUGAUCCUUAUGAAUGUAAAAAGAGUAAUGGACUAAACUGUGUUGCUAGUUACACUGGUAGUGCUGCUUCUCUUGAUAAAAUCGAUGCACAAACACUUAUCAUUGAAAAUGUACAAAAUCAAGACUCAAACAAUGAGUUUGUAAUCUCUUCUAAAGUCAAUGAUUUAACUGUAAAAGGAUCUGGAAAGGUUGGUUUUACAUACCUUCCAUCAACUCUUUCAGUUGAAAGUUCUGUCUCAGUUACUUUCACUCUUUCUUCUAAUUUAUUUGUCCCUCAUUAUAUUACAGGAAGUGCUGGGUCUAGUAUUACAAUCAAAUGCAAUAAUCUUCCAAUACUGAUUUCCUCAAUUCGUUCUGAAGGAAGUGUUUCUUUUGAAGAUUGUUAUAGUGUGUCUAUGGAUAGUGGUGAUUCUGUGAUUGAUGGUAUUGUUAAAGUAAAUCAAAUGAAGGUUGUAGGAAGUAAAUUUACAAUUUCUAGUGACUUUGAAGUUGAGUCAUUAACAGUUUCUCCUAAUUCUAAUGGUCUCACAAUAUUUACUCUCAACUCUAUUACUGAUAAAUUUAUAGUAAAUUCUGUUGUAGUCACUGGCAAUUAUUGUACUAUUCUUUUGAACACAAGAAAUCUUGUGUUAGAACCAGUUAUUUCGAUUCCUGGUUUUACUAGUUCUGAAAGAAUUUAUUAUCAAAACUGUGGUUCAAAUCAAGACCUUCUCAAGUUUGAUUCAUGUGCUUUAAGAAAUGAUCUUUCUUCUGUUGACUCGUUGAAUAUUCAAGAGUCUGCUUAUUAUCAAUAUUAUUCUAUUUGUCCUGACCCUAACAAAACAAUUGAUUUAUCAUCUGUUUCAAUUAAAAAAUUAAAUGGAUUAGAAGGUGAUAAAUACAAAAGCAUUAUAUUAGGUUCUGAUGUUUCAAUGCAGUCAUCUACUUCUUCUUCUAUUGUUAUUGAAUAUUUGGAAUUCUCUGGACAGAUUACAUUACAAAAUAAAUAUCACAUAAACACUUUAAGUUGCAAAGGUGCUGAAAGUUCUAUUGUUGUUUCAGCUGAUACUGUGAUUGAUGAAAUUGUUGCAGAAAAUGGUAUUAAUAUUACAAUUAAACCUAAUGUUAUUCUUACUUAUAAUGGAAAGACAUCCCUAUUAAUUAACAAAUUAAGUAUCGAGUCUGCUACUGGUUUGUGUUUCUCAGCUCCAAAUGCUGCUCUUGAUUUUAAAGCAAUUGACUUCUCUCCUGCUGCUACAGUGUCCUCAUCAUUCAUCAAUGUUAACUCAGUUAAUAAAGUUUAUGCCGUUACGAACAGUUCAAAGAUUACAGGCAAAUAUCCUAUUCUUACUUCUUCAACUGAAAUUUCACUUGUUGACAUUGGUUCAGUAUCUGUUGGUUGUAAUUCAAGGACACUUCUUUUCUCAAUUGAUACUGAAUCUUCUACAGCAUUUGUAUGUCCUGAAGUUAUUACAUGCGUUAAUUAUGUUGAUGAUAAAAGCAGUAAUUGUGCUCGUGAUAGUACUAAUAAAGGUCUUUAUGUCCAACAGUACAAGUAUGUUUAUAAUAGUGAGUAUCAAUCAACCAAAAUUAAUUUACCAAAUAAUGAUGGAUUAACACCAUUGUAUGAUAUUGUUGAAAUUACUGGUAAUCAAAUGAAAAAUGUUUUCAUCCAAAAUGGUGGAAGUUAUUUGUUAGAUAUUGCUUCUUCUUGUUCUGGUGGUGCAGUUAAUUGUAUUAGUGAUAAUGAUGAAAGUGAAUUGAGUUGUAGUGUUAGAUUCUCCCUUAAUGAUGGUAGUAUUUCUCUUAAUGGAAAAGGAAUUGUUGUUGAAGAAGAUUCUACAUAUGAGUUUGCUACUAACUCUCUUCUUAACAUCCCAAAAGAUGCUGUUGUUGAUAUAUCUUCAAUUGUUGGAACAACUGUCAGACUUGCUGUCCAAGAUAAGGGUACCGUUAAUAUUGUAAAGUAUGGUAGUUUCAUUGAAAUCUUAAUGAGCGGUGAUUCAGUUAUUAAUGCUUAUGAUGCAUUUGACUCUACAAUGAUUAAUUACUAUGGUGGAAAGAUUGUUGUACAUAACAACAAUAUUAUUACUCUUAAAAUUAUUAACAUUUAUGAGGGCUCAAUUUCUAAUCAUGAAUGUCAAGCAUUAAUUCAACCUUCUGGUUUGAGUAGUGAAUCUAAACCAGAAAAGAUCUGGGAAGGAAAUGUACCUAUUUCAAGUAUUAUUGGUAUUAAAUAUUAUCAGUACUUGGGUGCUGUUCUUGAGGCAUGUGUUAAUUCUACAUCUGAACAUCAUUUUAAAGAUGUCUCUUGUUCUGCUACAUCAGCUAAUUCUCCUAUUUGUUAUUGCUCUUAUGAUCCAUAUGUUGACCAAUCAUGUAUUCUUGAUUGUAGUGAUGCUCCAGAUGGUGAAUGUGUAUUCCGUGAUGAAGACUCCAAUUCACCAUUAUUCAAUGAAAUUGAUUUUGGAGGUGCUCAAAAGAAAUUAAGAAUUGAGUCUUCUAUGAAGUUAUUCAGAUUAAAUGAUUCUGAUCAACUUGAGAUUGAGGCUGUUGUUCCAAUCACUGUUUAUUCUAUUGAAGAUUCUUCAGAUAGUCCAUGUUUAGUUACUAUUUCAGGUAGUAACACAUUAUUAUCUAUUGAACGUAUUCAUCUUGUUAAUCCAAGUUCUGUUGUUAUUCUUAAUGUUAGAGAAAUUUCAGUUAGAGAAUUAUAUAUUGAAAAUGCUCAUUUUGAAACAACUGCUGUUAUUACUAUCUCUGAAAAUGAUAGCCCUCUUAUCACUUUCUCAGAUGCUUAUGAUACAGAUACAAUCUCAUUACCUACUGUUGAAAGAAAGAUAGUAAUGAAAAAUGCAGAUAUUACAUUUAGAAAUCAAGGAGGUGUUGUUGUUUAUGGACCAUCAAAGAAUGAAACAAUUGUUGAUUUAGAAACUAAUAGUCAUUAUGAUGCUGAUUUUAAUCCAACUAUUAUUGAAAAGACUAAGAUUCAUCUUCUGAGUGAAAACAAUGCAUGCUAUGAAAGUAAUACUACAAAAACACAAUCAGUCAUUUAUUUCGAUGUUGUAGGAAGAAUUUCUGUUUCAGAUAUUGAGGUAGAUUAUGACUGUCUUAGUAAUGGUAAUAGUGAAAAUGCAGUUGCUAACUUAAUCUAUACAAAUAUUCCUAAUUAUAUCACUAUUUCAGGUAGUCUUUCAAAGAACUUAAGAGUUGAUGAUCAAAAAUAUAUUAUUCUUCUUGCAGCCAAAGAUUUCAAUGGUCUUGAACAAUAUAAUAUUCCAGAACUUUCAUGUGUCGUCUCUGAUACAUUCCGUUCAAGUUCGUUCUCUGAAACUGCUAGUGAUGUUUGGUCUUCUCCAACAUGCCCAUGUACUGGAAAUGGAUGUAUUAUUGAUACUACUAAACCAACAGUUGCUGUAAGAUAUAAUUUAGAUUCAAAACAAUUAGACAAGUAUUCAGCUAAGUAUGGAACAAUGACUGGAUCUAAUGUUACUAUUCAUACCCUUGUAAUUCAAGGCUCUCAAGAACAUGAUAAUUAUGCUGUUACUUGUUCAUUAACAAAGUCCAAUAUUACAGAAUUAAAAUUAGAGAAUUACGGUAAAAUAUUAUUUGAUGAAUCACAAAGUAUUUCUAAUAUUACUGGAGAUACUGAUACUCCUACAUCUGUUACCUUGAAAAAUAGUAUUACAUUGAGAACAAAUGAAAUUAGAAACACUAACCUUGCUCUUGUUGGUUCAACAAUAUCUCUUAGACAAAAUUCAGUUGGUGAUUUCUCUGGAAAGACUAUUAAAAUUAGUUCUAAUGGUCAUUUUGAUUUGUACUCAAGUAAUGUUGAAUUUACAAAAGAUACUACAUUUGAUAUUUCUUUCAAUUCUCCUGGACAAUCUCACUCAGUAUCUGUUGACGAUGAUGUUUCAGGUAAUUCAUUAUCUAUCUUAAAUGCUAAAUUCGUUGUUCAUAUUCCUUCUGGUCAUAGCGGAUGUACAUUUGCAUUCUUAAGAAUUAACCAACCAGUUGAUAACGUUGAUAAAGUUCUUACAAGUUCUUCAUCUAAACUUAAAACUGAUAAUAAUUCAUUCAAAUUCUAUUCUCUCUGUGGAGGGCUUGUUAUUUCUGAUCUUCCAGAAGAUCAAGUUUCUUGUCCAAGUGAUAGAAUGGCUCGUUCGACUGAAACUAAAGAAUUCCCAAUGUAUAUGAUUGCUGUUAUAGUUAUUUUCUUCCUUGUGUUAGUUGUUGUUGCUAUUCUUUUCAUUGUUUACAUUGUCCAUGUUUAUCUUGUACGUAAGAGAAAUCUUAAGGUGUUUGAAGAAGGAGAAGAAAUUGAUAUUGAUGAUAAUAAAAAAGAAGAAGAAAUUGAAAAUAAACCAACUGAAACAAAAGCUGAUGAAAACAAAGAUACAACUGCAUGA
Entamoeba dispar SAW760 is the source of this 15057-nucleotide messenger RNA. RefSeq lists its product as uncharacterized. NCBI's taxonomy places the organism in Eukaryota, Evosea, Mastigamoebida, Endamoebidae. The record is from RefSeq and is a predicted model, not a curated record. The transcript has 2 exons. Bases 1 to 15057 code for a protein of 5018 amino acids.